This is a messenger RNA of Orbicella faveolata, 3090 nucleotides long. RefSeq names its product kelch domain-containing protein 3-like. Gene Ontology annotation, cellular component: cytoplasm. Lineage: Eukaryota; Metazoa; Cnidaria; Anthozoa; Scleractinia; Merulinidae. The record is from RefSeq and is a predicted model, not a curated record. Gene Ontology annotation, molecular function: protein binding; chromatin binding.
AUAAUAUUCUCAAAUCGUGGGAUAUUUUUCUGCUCGGUCCACUUACCUUUUCACGCAGUGGCUCUUUUAGUUGAAGUGAUUUUAGCUUGUUCAGUUUUUAGAGAUUCUUUAAAGGUACGUUUAAGAUUAAGAUUAUUCAGUUAUGGCCAUAAGAUGGACUCAAGAAGUUGAAGGUGGCCCUAGGCGAGUAAAUCAUGCUGCAGUGAGCGUUCGAAAUCGCUUCAUCUUUAGUUUUGGUGGUUACUGCACUGGAGAAGAAUAUAACCAAAUAGUCAACAUUGAUGUCCACGUUUUCGAUACAGUUCCAUGCCGCUGGAUGAAGCUUCCCCCUGUAUCUUGCGCAUGCAACGACUGUGUUCCGUACAUGAGGUAUGGUCACAGUGCGUCAGCCAUUGGUGAUUUGGUAUACAUAUUUGGUGGCAGGAAUGAUACCCAUGGUGCUUGUAAUAUUUUAUACUGUUUUGAUACAGAGAGUUUAACAUGGUCCAAACCUAAAGUUCAAGGAAAACCACCUGCUGCGAGAGAUGGGCAUUCAGCUUGUGUUAUUGAAUCUAGGAUAUAUAUCUUUGGUGGAUAUGAAGAAGAGGGGGAAUGCUUCUCAAAUUCUGUUGAAUAUCUGGACACACAAACAUUAACGUGGCACAAACCCAGAGUAACAGGAAAACCAGCCAAGUGGAGAGACUUCCAUUCUGCGACUGCUGUUGGCACAAACAUGUACAUAUUUGGAGGACGAGGUGAUAGAAUGGGUCAGUAUCAUUCAGGACAGGAAGUUUAUUCCAAUUCAGUUAGAGUGUUUGAUACAGUUAAAAACUGUUGGUUUAAGCUUAAAACAUCAGGAGAUUUGCCUGUUGGACGACGCAGCCACUCAGCAGUCUGUUACGGCAAGCACAUCUAUGUUUUUGGUGGUUACAAUGGACUUGAAAGAAAGCAUCAUGGAGAGGUGUAUAGUUUAGACACAGAUGCCAACGUUUGGAGAAAGUUGGACAUCUCAGGUCAUGGCGCAUGCCCGCGGAGAAGACAUUGCUGUUGUCUUAUAGGAACAAAGCUGAUGAUAUUUGGCGGCACAAGUCCUGUAGCUGGAGCUCCAAUGGACGACGAGUACAACCUUCAAGAUCACUCAGAUUUGUACAUCUUAGAUCUUGAGCCAUCUCUUCGGACAUUGUGUAAACUUGCUGUCAUUCAGUACAAACUGGAUCAGACGCCACUUCCCAAAGUACUAAAAAUGGAACUUAGCAUCAUGGAAGCUGGCAGAAGCUCUGUGAGGUCAUCUCAAGGAUAAACAAAUCAUCCGAGACAGGCUCGUUGAUCGAGAAUCUACCAUGGAAACCUUCUGAGCUCUUGAACAACACCCCCGGGAAUGACACAUGUGCAAGCGCACGGCACACAAGGGAGGUUUUAGUUGUUACUGUCUGUUCUACGUAGUAGGCUAGGUAGACUAUGGGCGAUGCGGUGUCAGCGCUUUAGAAAUGUGCGAACGAAAAGGACAUGAAUAGUUAUUUUUGCAUUAAUGUUGGUAGUUAAUACCUAGGUUACUGAAAAUUUUUAAUGGGAGAUUUAUAGAUUACUUGUGAAUUGUACAGUUGAUCGCCUCGGGGAUGCCUUUCGUAAGUGCUACACACAAACACUGAGGCACGGUUCUAACCACACAGACCUUCAGUUAGUAGGGGAUAUCUCUUAAAGGGAACACUGAAUCAUGACCCUAGUAACAAUACAAUGUCCAUCCUCCAGUAAGAGAACACUGUCCAUGGGGAAUACUGAAUCAUGGCCGCGGUCACAUACAUCCUCUAGUAAGGGAAGACUGAAUCACUGUUCACACUUCCUCUAGUAAGGGAGCAAUUUCCGUAGGAACACUGAAUCAUGCCCCCAGUCACACUCGUAUUCCUACAAGGGAACACAUUCCAUGGGGAACACUGAAUCAUGGCCACGGUCAAACACAUCCUCUAGUAAGGGAACACUUUCCAUGGGGAACACCGUAUCAUGGCCCUGGUCACAUUCGUAUUCCCGUAAGGAAACCUUUUUUAUAGGGAAUUCAGUUACACAUGUUCCCUUAAGAGAACACCUUCGAGAGAGAACCUGGUCACACAUACUCCAGUACAUAUACAGCAGGAAAGGUAAUCUUAUAGCCACAUAAACAUUGCUUUUGUAGCCUCCAGUCGGCGAAGGAGACAUUGUCUUGGUCACAUACCAACAACAUCUCCCAUAACCGACCACAAUCAUUCAUUUCUUAACACUGUAACACAGGGAACUCCUGGUCGCUUGGCGUUUCUCACUAAAUAUCUGUAACCUCGACACACAGUAGUUUUCGUGGUCACUACUGCUGACUUUGUGACUCGUGACUACCACGUGUUGGAUUUAUUAAUAACCUAAGCUAAUGAUGUCAUUAAAUCCAAGAUGGCGGAGUGGGUUAAAUUCUUGUGCGCGCUUUUUUUCAGUCGUAGGCGUUCAGCAAGAUUAAUGAUUCUCAAGUAAUGGUUCCUGACUCAGGGCAUUGAUUGAUGGGUGGAAUUUAUCAGGGGGAAAUAUUUGCAUUUUAGGUUUGGUUUCAUAGCUAGGGAGUAUGAGUGUUAGAAACAAGAUACAAGAAUGGAUUUUUGUCAAUACUCGAUGGAAACAAAUCCAACAUAACUUUUCUUUUACCAGAAUACAAUUUCUACAGGCACGAUAAGCGCAUAAACCAGAUCGUCAAUUUUUAUAUAUUAAGAUAUUUCUAAAUAACGCUGAAUGCUAUGAAGAAAACUGUUAGACAGAUGUACUACAAGGGUCCAAAUUGGAACGCUCAACUCGCACCUCGCAGGAAAAUUUUUAUGUUUAAACGCCAGUGCGUGCCCUAAAUUAUAAAUUGUAAUAUAUCUUAAAAUAAUAACGAGGGAAUUUAGCUGGUGGGUUUAACUGGGCGACUGCUUUUUAUAGAAUGCAAUUUAUAGUUCUUUAAUUUGUUAAUAUUGUAAAUUUUCGAUAGAUAUAAUUUCUUAACUAAGUUAUGAGAGAAUAUUUGUAAACAGGAAUUUGAAAGGAAAAAUGUCUUUGUUUCGCUCAUAAGACUCGAGUGUCGUAUUUCCUUGAAUAAUAACCGCUCGAUAAAUACCCCCU